Messenger RNA from Annulohypoxylon truncatum, 1637 nucleotides. RefSeq lists its product as uncharacterized. The transcript has 2 exons. The record is from RefSeq and is a predicted model, not a curated record. The coding region runs from base 319 to 1551 and encodes 410 amino acids. Lineage: Eukaryota; Fungi; Ascomycota; Sordariomycetes; Xylariales; Hypoxylaceae.
CUAUCGGGCGCGAGCUGAGAGCUGACAGGCCGGGCUAACGACAACCCCUGUAUCUCGCUAUUUUCCUUCUUUCCUCUCACGCCCGCAUUAUUCUCCUCAUUUUCUUCAUUGCUUCUUUAUUAUUUUUCACGCUUUGCUUGGUUGCUUUCGACCGAGUUCCGGGCUUGCAUCAUUUUGGUGCGACGCACAAUCCUAUAUACGACAUACGGGUGCUGCCAGGUUGGGAUAUCAGUCCGGGAUUGGACAUGUGCUAAAGAUUGGACACAUUUUGGUUUCUGGGAGUUUUGCCGACGACGAUAAUCGGAGACUCUCACAACGAUGCGGCUCGAUGUAUCGAGAUUCGGGAUCCUAGCCUGUCUAUCAGGAUUGGCGGCAGCGGAGGGAGGUGACGCGGGUGGUGCCAAAGCGAUGAGGGAUGAUGUCGGGACGACGUCGACAAGUUCGACGGCAUCGAACGCGGUUAUUGAAUUGGAAGCCCUUCCGACUCCUCCUGUUUACGUGGAAGGCAAGGGGGUUCAAAAUCUAGCCUACACUUAUGGCCCAGGCAUUACGGAUGUAACCGUUACAGCAGUCAAUUUGAAGCGUUAUAGCGAUAAUGGCACGGUUGCGAUGGGAGAUAUUUCAAACGGCUCAACUACAAGCGCCGGGCUUCAUACGGAUGAAGCAAUAUUAGGACGGCAGGUCGACAAUAAUUUACCGCCAUUUUCCUUUCCGGUGUCUAAUGGGAGCGUAACUCUUAUAGUCCCAGACACGGCCACCGGAUUGAGCAAGAUGUACGGCAGUAACGCUGGUUUGCCCUUAUAUUAUGAGUUCGAGUGGGAUAAUUCUACCUCCUCGGGCAAGAGCUAUAGCCAACUCAUAGCGGUGGCUCUCAGCGACAGCUAUCAGGCCGCGGCUGACGCUAUCACAAGCACAGGCAAGGAAUCAAACCCGGCGUACGUAGAGGAUGUCCAGCAAGAUGCGACCAAUCCCACUAGCAUAUCUUCGACUACUGGCUCUACUGCGGCGGAGACAUCGUCGGCGUCAGCCGUAGCAUCAAGCGGCAGCGGUGGACUAAGUCCUGGCGCCAUAGCCGGCAUCGCGGUCGGGUGUGCCGUCGCAUUUAUUCUAAUCGUCGCCUUCAUCGUCUGGUUCUUUUUCUUCCGCCGCCGCAGCAAUCGCGAUCAAGCCCACGGCGGAUCAGAUUUUGCCACGAAUUCGGGCACGAGGGCUAUGGUGCUCGAGAAAGAGGGUACCGGUUCCCCGCAGUCGUCAUAUCCCAAUGACGGAGGAAGGUUGCACGAUCCGGAUGCGUACGCGUCAUACGAGGGUAGCAAGGCACCGCCGGCCCCGGGGGCUGCAUUCGCGACGAAUAGUACAACGGAUCUCGCAUCUAUCGGACAAGCUAGCACGACGCGGGCGAAUACGCCGCCAGCAUAUCAAAGCCGGUACGCGCAUUUGAUCGAGGAAGGUAUGACGGAGGAAGAGAUCAGGAGGUUGGAAGAGGAGGAGCGGCAUCUGGAUGAGGCAAUUGAGGACGCAGGAAGGAACUCGAGGAGGGAUACUCACUAGUCGCGAUAUGGGCGUGAUGUUUUUUAUUGUUUUCAAGCGGGUGCCCAACGGGUCUCGGCGUUUCAAGGGUUCACCAUUUUAUCGUG